GGCCUCAAAUACGUUUCACAAAUGAAUUUCUCGCGCAUGACAACGUUGUCGGUGUAACAUACACUCUCUCCCUCUCCAUCUGACUCACCCUUGGACACUCGCACCUUCGGACUCAGAAAGCACAUCUCGCACGGCCACCUAACAGAGGAAGACCGGAUCCCUCCGCACCAGACAACACAAUCCUUUCAAACCACAGCGCGGGCGCGUCCAGGUUGACGGGGGAGGGACAGUCACGGUGCCAGGCCCGAAAUCCGCCCUCAGAGGAAUCCGAGGUCCGGAAUUCAGACCCAAAAUUCGGGUCUGAGCCUUGGAAACGUGGAGGUUUUGACAUCCCUCGAGGCCCGAAAGAAGCUGCGCAGGUGCAUCCCGAAGCCUCGGGGAAGAUUUACCUGGUUCAGUUCCGGGGAUUUUCCCUUUCGGACUACGUUUCCCAGAAGACACUGCGACCAAAACUACUUCCGGUAGGAACGUCGACUGAAUGGUCGGUUUCAGAGGUCGGGGAGGCGAUUACCUCACCAGUGAGUGUGACGGUCGAGGCGUGUGGCCUCGCCUGGAAUGGGAAUCAGAAUUUGGACCAGAGCCCUUCCUGAGGAUGCUGAAGCAACAGUUUCUUUGGACUGUGAGUUUCUUCUAAAGUGGAACUAAGAAGAGGACUGAUAAAUACAUUGAGUUCGAAAAAAAGCCAUGGCCCAUGGGUUGGUGAUGUUCAAAGAUGUGGCUAUAGAUGUCUCUCAGGAGGAAUGGGAAUGCCUGAACCCUACGCAGAGGAGUUUGUACAGAGAUGUGAUGUUGGAGAACUAUAGCAACUUGGUGUCACUGGGACUUUCUCUUUCUAAGCCAGCUGUGAUCUCUUCAUUAGAGCAAGGGAUGGAGCCCUGGAUGGUUGUGAGGGAAGUGACAGGAAAACAGUGCCCAGACUUGGUGUCCAGGUGUGAGGCCAAGAAGUUAUCUCCAAAAAGAGAUAUUUUUGAGACAGAGUCGUCCCAAUGGGCUAUCGUGGAAGAAUUUAAAGGUCAUAAUCCUGAGAAAUCCAUUUUCAGAGAUCUUUGGGAAGGCAAUACUCAGUUUGAGACACAACAGGAAAGAGAGGGCUGUUUCAGGCAAUUUGUUAUCAACCAUGAGCACAUGCCUGUAUUUAACCAACAUUCUUUACUAACUCAGGAAUUUUAUAAUAGAGAGAAAAUCUUUGGAUGUAAAGAAUGUAGGAAAAACUUCAGUUACCAUUUAUUUUUUAGUGAUCACAGAAGAACUCAUUCUAAAGAAAAAUUUUCUGAAUGUAAGGGAUAUGCAGAAACUCUUAAUACAUCAUAUCUUACUCAACAGAGAAUUCAAAAUAGUAACAAGUGCAGUGAAUGUAAGGAAUGUUGGAGGGCUUUUAUUCAUUGUCCACAACUUAAACAACACCUGAGAAUCCAUAAUGGUGAAAAACGCUAUGAAUGUAAAGAAUGUGGGAAAGCCUUUAAUUAUGGCUCAGAACUUAUUCUGCAUCAGAGAAUUCACACUGGCGAAAAACCUUAUGAAUGUAAAGAAUGUGGGAAGGCCUUUCGGCAACGAUCACAGCUUACUCAACAUCAGAGACUUCAUACUGGUGAAAAACCUUAUGAAUGUAAGCAAUGUGGGAAGGCUUUUAUUCGUGGCUUUCAACUCAGUGAACAUCUACGACUCCAUACUGGUGAGAAGCCCUAUGAAUGUAAAGAAUGUGGAAAGACUUUUAGGCAUCGCUCACACCUUACUAUACAUCAGAGAAUUCAUACUGGUGAGAAGCCCUAUGAAUGUAGAGAAUGUGGAAAGGCCUUUAGCUAUCACUCAAGCUUCUCUCACCAUCAGAAAAUUCAUUCUGGCAAAAAACCUUAUGAAUGUAGUGAAUGUGGGAAGGCCUUUUGUGAUGGCUUACAACUUACCCUACAUCAGAGGAUUCAUACUGGUGAGAAACCCUAUGAGUGCAAGGAAUGUGGGAAGGCUUUUAGACAGUGCUCACACCUCAGAAGACAUCAGAGAACUCAUACUGGUGAGAAGCCUCAUGAAUGUAUGCUAUGUGGGAAGGCCUUUAGACUUCAUUCACACCUUAUUCAACAUCAGAGAAUUCAUACUGGUGAGAAGCCCUAUGAAUGUAAGGAGUGUGGGAAGGCCUUUAGCUAUCAUUCAAGCUUCUCACACCAUCAGAGAAUUCAUUCUGGGAAGAAACCUUAUGACUGUGGAAAGGCCUUUAAUCAUGGCUUACAAUUUAACAUACACCAGACACUUCAUACUGUUGACAUGCCAGUAAGGUUUCCUCUUCUCUCUCCCCAUCCUAGUUUAGCAUCAUGAAAUUAUUUUUAGCAAUUUAUGUUUUCUUUUUUUUUUAAGAUAAAAGUUGGUGAAAUACUGAAUUUCAUUAGUAUUGAUUUAUUUCAAUGAUCCUUGAGGAAAAAAUAAAAAACUUCGGGGCACCUGGGUGGCUCAGUCGGUUAAG
This is a messenger RNA of Suricata suricatta (meerkat), 2452 nucleotides long. It is a transcript of the gene ZNF461, whose product is annotated as zinc finger protein 461. The transcript is spliced from 5 exons. Gene Ontology annotation, biological process: negative regulation of transcription by RNA polymerase II; regulation of immune system process; regulation of cytokine production. The record is from RefSeq and is a predicted model, not a curated record. NCBI's taxonomy places the organism in Eukaryota, Metazoa, Chordata, Mammalia, Carnivora, Herpestidae. Bases 685 to 2307 code for a protein of 540 amino acids.